CUGGGUUCCCUGAAUUGCACACAUGUGCACCGGAGGCCCAAACACCAGUUGGGGGGGUGCGCGCAUGCGCAGCUGAGUUAGGUGACAGCUCGCGUGCCCGGAAAAAUGGCUCUGUGUGCCACUUCCGGCACGCAUGCCCUAGGUUCACCAUCACGGCCCUACACCAUUUCUGACGAGUGGUUUUCCAAUCUCUUCUUAAAAGCCUCCUGUGACGGGGUACCCACAACCUCUGGAGGCAAGUUGUAUGACUGGUUAAUUGUUCUCACUGUCAGAAAAUUUCUCCUUUGUUCCAGGUUGGAUCUCCUUGAUUACUUUCCAUCCAUUGCUUCUUGUCUUGCCUUCAGGUGCUUUGGAAAAUAGAUUGAAAUCCCCCCCCCCUCACUCUUCUUUGUGGCAGCCCCUCAAAUAUUGGAACAGUGCUAUCCUGUCAUCCUUGGUCCUUUACUUUUCACUAGACUAGCCAUACUGAAUUCAUUCAGCCAUUCAUCAUAUGUUUUAGCUUCCAGGCCCCUAAUCAUGUUUGCUGCUCUUCUCUGCACUCUUCCCAAAGUUAGGCUGGUGCUUUCGGCUUCGUGCUUGACCAAAACUGGAUGCAGUAUUCCAAAUGUGGCCUUAGGAAAUCUUUGUAAAGUGGUACUAGUGCUUCACGUAAUCUCGAGUCUCUCCCUCUGUUAAUGCAACCUAGGAUUGCAUUGGCUUUUUUGGUAGCCACCGCACACUGCUGGGCUCAUAUUUAAAUGACUGUCCACCAGGACUCCAAAAAUCCUCUCACAGUUUCUGCUAUUGAGCCAGGUUUCACCCAAUCUCUACCUGUACUUCUGGUUUUUCUUGCCUACAUUGAAUUUCAUUUUGUUAGAUAGAGCCCAGUGUUUCAGUCCUUGGUCCAAUUAGGCAAACUGCCAAAGGCCUUUCUUGGCAAACGUUCAGAAGUCACCAAAACAAAAAUAAAUGCAAGACAUGGAUGAAGACGACGACGAAGCUACCAACAUUGUGUUCCGGCAAAGCUCAAACGCCGUUGCUGGUCUGUUUUAAGCCUUAUGGGAGGGGCCAAUCAUAUCUUGGCCCUACUCCAGAGUGGUCCUCUUUGCUUGAGCUGCUCUUGCCUUCUGGCAGCUCUUCUCAUGCGUGUAUUAGGAACAGGCUCCUCCUGUUCCUCUGCCUCACUACUAUCAAUCUCUGGAGGCUCUGGAGUCCGCAUCUCACUCCCCGAUGGCCCUGGCCCCGCCUCUGCCUCAUCGCUAUCCGACUCCAUUGCCAGCUCCGCAGGCUGCUGGCGGACCACAGCAAUUUGCUGGUUCUCCAAACUGCUCAAAAUUUCCGCUACCCGUUCUCCAGAACCUGUCAAAGCCUUCUGGAUUUCACCCCUGAUCUUGAGCCUAUCUGGGGUAUUGGCUAUUCCUGCCAGCUUCGUAACGUCUUGAGGGAGUUGAACUCCACAGAUCUUAAAAGUUGUGACGGUUAUAAAACGCUGCGUUAGGGUAUUAAAGUCAAAUAAAGAAUGUCGUGGCUUGGUUUGCUGGAUCUCCAUUUUUCCAAAGCUUCUGCCUGAAUGGAUUUACAAAGCCACAAAAGGGCACUGAUCAGAAUUGUUCCUUUUCAAACUGCUCUUUUAAUCUUCGCAACACUUGGAUCGCUCUAUCAAACCUCAAUGCUCGGUAAAUCAGGCGGAAAAUGGAUUUGGCUCUCCAUCUGCUUUCCAGCCUUUUUAAAACCAGGAACUUUUUUAAAAAUUGCUUUCGCACAGUUUCCUCCUUCAGUUUCAUGCCCACGUCUCGUCUUUUUAAAAGAUUUUUCUGCUUUUGGGUCAUAAGACCUGGUACCUUCCUGACAGUCGAAAUCAUCAGUAGAUGAAAUGUAAGAGACAGCUGGGCAUUAAAGUGUGCGGAUAUUUCUGAGCGGUGCCCAGUUUUAACAUGAUUGGGAGAUACACGCAUCCUUUCACUUACCAAAUUUGAAAUACCAUGAGGGCAGUGAAGCGUGUGCAUGAGUUAUGAAGAGAAAGAGGGAAAAAAAACCUUGAAAAAGAUGUAGGAAAAGCUACUCCUAUCAAAGCACCUGAAGGCAGGACAAGAAGCAGUGGAUGGAAAUUAAUCAAGGAGAGAAGCAACCUAGAACUAAGGAGAAAUUUCCCGACACAACAGUUGAGAACUGAAAAAUCCCGUGUCUUGAUUAUUUUUAUUCAAAAUAUUUAAAAUACAAACUUCCUCAAAAAACGUUGGUUAGACUGUUUACUGUUUGGUUGUUUGUGUUGGUAAUUCCUUGUUUACUUGAUUGUAAGCAAGUGAUAUACUUCAUACCCUAAUCACGGAAAUUACCAACAUAGACAAACAAUCAAUAGCGGGUUUCACUUUGCUACUGGUUCGGAACUGUGAGCGUGUGCACGCUUGCUUCGCUCGCACGCCCAGACCCUUCUGCGCAUGCGCAGAGCAUCCAUGAUAAUGUCUGGGCAGGUGGGCGGAGCCAGGGGUGAAAUCCAGCAGGUUCUGGAGAACUGGUAGUGGAAAUUUGAGUAGUGGGGUGGGAAUGGGGAUUUUGAACAGAGUGGGGUGGGAAUGGGGAUUUUGCAGUAUCCUUCCUCGAGUGGAGUGGGAAUGGAGAUUUUGCAGUAUCCUUCCCCUGCCACGCCCAACAAGCCAUACCACACCCACCAAGCCAAUGCCCACAGAACCGGUAGUAAAAAAAAUUGGAUUUCACCACUGGAUGGAGCCUCUCGCUGCCGUCGCUACCAGCUCAUCCCAACCGGUAGAAACCCACCACUGCAAACAAUCCCAACAGUUAAACAACAGCCUGAUCAAGGAACCACCAAUAUAUAAUUAGUGUCUAUAAGAAAAAGCAAAUUCCACUCCACUCCCUUUUAGGGCUGAUGAUAUCACUUAAUUAGGUAAUGAAAUAUCUGCAAGAAAAGCACCAAGCUCAGAAAAACACCAAGGACCCCACAGUCGCCGUCCUCCUCCGUUCCACACACCCCACUCCCAUCUAGCGCCGAUGAUGUUACCUAGUUGGGUAAUGAGAUGUCUGCAAGAAAACGACCAAGCUCAGAGAGCAUCAAGGACCCACACACAGUUUGACCCUGAACGUCAAACAUUCUCGUCUAUCUGUAAACAUGCAAUCUGGGUGUCAAGGCUGAACCUUACUGGUUUUCCAGCACCGGUCCUUUUAAAACAUCUUCGUACUGGAAAAAGUGCGCCGUGCCCUCAAGCUGUCCUUCCUUCUCUGAGGAGAGGUGGACCAUGUCCAAGCCUGACUCAUUUUGAAUGGCGUGGGAAGGAGGAACCCUCUAGAACUGAAGAAGCUUCUUGGAAGAGAAGUGAAACAUUUUCAAGGGGGGGGAAAAAAACCAAGGAAGUCCAGUGAACUACCUUUGGGACAACCAUAACAAGAGUUGGAAGGUAACCUGGAGGUUUUCUAGUCCAACCCCCUGCUUAGGCGGGAAACCCUACACCACUUCAGACAAAUGGUUAUCCAGCAACUUCUUAAAAACUUCCAGUGUUGGAGCAUUCACAACUUCUGGAGAGCUCUGUUCACCAGUAGUUGGAACAACUCCGAAAAAAAGAUAUAUAAUAUUCCUGGUAUUACCCCCGAUAUGAUGAAACUCAUUAUCGAAUACGCCUACACAAGGACAGUACCCAUUACCGUGGAUAAUGUGGAGAGGCUCCUGGUGGCCGCCGACCAGUUUAACGUGAUGGGUAUCGUCCGGGCCUGCUCCGACUUUAUGAAGUCUCAGCUCUGUUUGGAGAAUUGCAUCGGCAUCUGCAAAUUCACCGAGUAUUACUACUGCCCGGAGCUACGUCAGGCCGCCUACAUGUUCAUCCUGCACAACUUUGAGGAAAUGGUAAAAGCGUCUACUGAAUUCCUGGAGCUCUCAGUCAAUGAGUUUAAGGACAUCAUUGAAAAGGACGAACUCAACGUGAAGCAGGAAGACGCUGUCUUCGAAGCCAUUCUCAAGUGGAUCGCCCAUGAACCCCCCAGCCGGAAACAGCACAUGGCGGUCCUGCUACCGAAGGUCCGCCUGGCCUUGAUGCACGCGGAGUAUUUCAUGAACAACGUCAAAAUGCACGAUUACGUGAAGGACAGCGAGGAGUGCAAGCCCAUCGUGAUCGAUGCCCUCAAAGCCAUGUACGACCUCAACAUGAAUGGCCCUUCGAGUUCCGACUUCACCAAUCCGCUGACGAGACCCCGGCUUCCUUACGCCAUCCUAUUUGCCAUCGGCGGCUGGAGUGGAGGGAGCCCAACCAAUGCGAUUGAGACGUACGAUGCCCGGGCGGAUCGUUGGGUGAACGUGACUUGCCAGCAGGAGAGCCCACGGGCGUACCACGGAGCUGCCUACCUGAAAGGCUACGUCUACAUCAUUGGCGGCUUCGACAGCGUGGACUAUUUCAACAGCGUCAAGCGGUUUGAGCCCAUCAAAAAGACCUGGCACCAGGUGGCCCCCAUGCACUCCAGGCGCUGCUACGUUAGCGUCACCGUCCUCGAUAACUUCAUCUACGCCAUGGGUGGCUUUGAUGGCUACGUGCGCCUCAACACGGCAGAGAGGUACGAGCCCGAGACCAACCAGUGGACCUUAAUCGCUCCCAUGCACGAGCAGAGGAGCGACGCGAGUGCCACGACACUGUACGGAAAGGUUUACAUUUGUGGUGGUUUCAAUGGGAACGAAUGUCUCUUUACGGCGGAAGUCUACGAUGCCAAGGUGGAUCAGUGGAGCUUGAUUGCUCCCAUGCGAAGCAGGCGCAGCGGGAUCGGCGUGAUUGCAUAUGGGGAACACGUCUACGCGGUAGGCGGUUUUGACGGCGCCAACCGCCUGCGGAGCGCCGAGGCGUACAACCCGAUUGCCAACACCUGGCGCACGAUCCCGACCAUGUUCAACCCUCGGAGCAACUUCGGCAUCGAAGUGGUGGACGACCUGCUUUUCGUGGUGGGCGGUUUCAACGGCUUCACCACCACGUUCAACGUCGAGUGUUACGACGAGAAGACGGACGAGUGGUAUGAUGCCCAUGACAUGAGCAUCUACCGCAGUGCGCUGAGCUGCUGCGUGGUGCCGGGACUGCCCAAUGUCGGGGAGUACGCUGCCAGGCGGGACAACUACGUGGGGUCAUCCCAGAGAGACGAGGUCAAAUAUUCGUCCUCCACUAGCACACUCCCAGUGUGAAAAAAAAAUAAUCGCUCCUUGA
Messenger RNA from Ahaetulla prasina, 5168 nucleotides. It is a transcript of the gene KLHL10, whose product is annotated as kelch like family member 10. NCBI's taxonomy places the organism in Eukaryota, Metazoa, Chordata, Lepidosauria, Squamata, Colubridae. The record is from RefSeq and is a predicted model, not a curated record. Bases 3455 to 5146 code for a protein of 563 amino acids. Gene Ontology annotation, molecular function: protein binding. The transcript has 5 exons.